AUGGAGGAACCUUGUGAGACACUUGACAAUGGUGAAGCCUUUCGGAUAUCUAGAUACCAUAACUAUAGUAACCAGCACAGCUCCAGAAUCUCAUCACCCUGGUUGGAUUUGAGAGUGUUCUAUGUGAGGAUAAGCAAUUUCUUGGUGGAAGAUUCGACACCUGAAGUCCUCACCAUCAAUCACAUUCCUCUGGAUCCUGAUACGCUUUUGGAGAUAAACGGUGUUAGAAUGAGUAUGUACUCAGAAGGUUGUUCUUCACAGCUUAGGAGGGAUCGGCUUGAUAAGAAAUCCGAAGAAGCUACUUAUGUUAGCACAGAUAAUAUCAGGUUAACGGGUAGCGUUAAGUUUGAGGUUUAUGAUAGGAACGAGCUAGUCUUGUCUGGAACUCUUGAGAUGUCUGAUAGUAAUGGUUUCACGGGGGAAUCAAAGAAUCGAUGGAAUAUGAAUUGCGAGGCUGAGGUCACUUCAGGGUCUGGUUUCUUAAAGGAGAAGAGCAUAAACGGUCAAGAGUUAUCGUCCCCAUUGCCAACUAUCGAGGUCUAUGUCACUGGUUGCUUCUCAGGAACACCCAUCAUCUUAACCAAGACUAUGCAACUUGGUUUGAAAAAGAAGCAGAGUAGAAGAAUGGCAUUGGAUUCAAUUCCCGAGUAUGAAACCGCAGAGUCUCAGAAAAACAUCUCCUCUGAGCUUGGUUUUCAGGCACCAGAUUACGCGAACUACAAAGAGGAAUACGAAGGAGACAUGUAUUGGAGAAGCGAGUGCAUUGAUGGAGAGAUGUCAUGGUUCAAUGCAGAUAGUCCAUUUUUCUUUGACAGAAGAAACUACCUCAUAGCGGUUGGUUGCAACAGCAAAGCGUCCUUGACUAACAACAUCGAAUCGGAGAUAGUGGGAUGCGAGUUGAAUUGCACAGCAAGGAAAGAGGCACCACCUAGGGAAAGCAUCCCUUUUCUCGACCAAACCGGGUGUUCCAGCAAUGCUCUGCCUUACGAAUACACUGAGGAUUGUACGAAGAACAUAGGGGAAGGAGACAGACGCUGCGAUGGUAACGGAUGCUGA
Messenger RNA from Arabis nemorensis, 1056 nucleotides. The record is from the annotation of a GenBank genome assembly. NCBI's taxonomy places the organism in Eukaryota, Viridiplantae, Streptophyta, Magnoliopsida, Brassicales, Brassicaceae.